This is a messenger RNA of Macrobrachium nipponense, 4479 nucleotides long. RefSeq lists its product as uncharacterized. Gene Ontology annotation, molecular function: sulfotransferase activity. Bases 1320 to 3173 code for a protein of 617 amino acids. The transcript is spliced from 9 exons. NCBI's taxonomy places the organism in Eukaryota, Metazoa, Arthropoda, Malacostraca, Decapoda, Palaemonidae. The record is from RefSeq and is a predicted model, not a curated record. Gene Ontology annotation, cellular component: membrane.
GGCGACGGCAUUAGUGUCACGCGUGUCUUCAACGGAAAGGGGUCGUCACGCUCUGGCCGUCCAGAGCAAACCGGACACAACACAUGUGUUUAGUGUAAUGAAUUUUGUUAAGCUGGUGUUCUACUUAUUAAAUUUGUUUCGAUUCUAAUUGUUUAUGUCAAAUGAUUGUUUCGCAAUACGUUAAGUUUUGGAGGAAAGUACACGAACUAACAUGUUAAUUUGCUAGUAUACUUUAGUUUUCCAAUUUUAGAAAACGUUCUGAAGUGGAAGAAACAGACGGAAUUUUCUCGUGAUACUUCGAGUUACUGCAUGAGACUGGCCAACUGCGUCGAGGGUAGCAGUGAAUGUGAAGGUCACCAGAAUAAGUUCCUGAUGAAGUUGGUAAUAUUUGCCCUCUCUCAUAGUGUUCGGCCCUUCUCUCAGGAUGUCGCUUAGGAUUGCCCGGGUGUCAGUCAGACUGAGGCAUAUCAUCAAAGUAGCAGUGUGUUAUGAGCCUGGUGUUGCCUACCAGUAAAGCAGCAGUGUAGUAUGAGUUAAGUGUGGCAUGACAGCCAGGAAAUCAGUGAUGUCAUGUGAGCUGACUAAGGCGGGCCAGCAAAGCAGUAGUGUCAUAUGAGUCAGCUGUGGCAUACCAGCAAAGCAGUCAAUAGUGCCAUAUGAGUCAGCUGAGGACUAUCAGCAAAGCAUUAGUGUCAUAUGAGUCAGCUGAGGCAUGUCAACAAGCACUGGUGAAGUAUGAGUAGCUGAGGACUAUCAGCAAAGCAAUGGUGUCAUAUGAGUCAGCUGAGGCAUAUUGGCAGAGCAGUCUUGUCAUAAACCAGCUGAGGCAUAUUAACAAAGCAGGGUUGUCAUAUGAACUGGCUGAAGCAUACCAGCAAAGCCGUUGUGUCGUAAGAACUGAUUAAAGCGUAUCAACAAAGCAGUGGUGUCGUAUAAGCCAACUGAAGCAUACCAACACAGCAGGAGUGUCGCAUGAACUAACUGAGGCAUAAUAGCAAAGCAUAAUAAGAUAAGUACUAAUUGAGGCAUACAUGCAAAGCAAGUAUUGUAUGAGCCAGUGGCAUACCAGCAAAACUUUAGUGUCGUAAGAGCCAUCUGUGGCAUUCUAGCAGAGCAGUAGUGUCGUGUAAGUCAACUGAGGCAUUCUAGCAAAGCAAGAGUGACGUUUGAACCGCACCAGUAAGCAGCAGGCAUAUGAGCCAACUGAGACAGGCAUACCAGCAAAGCAAUAGUGUUGUGUGAAGCAACUGAGGCAUCCCACAGAGCAGUAGUCAGUCGUAUGAGCCAACUGAGGCAUACCGACAAAGGAGUAUCGUCAUAUGAGCCAACAGAGGCAUACCAGCAAAGGAGUAGUGUCAUAUAAACCAUCUGGCAUACCAGCAAAGCAGCAGUGUGAGAUGAGUCAAUCCUACAAUCCCUACAUCUCAGUGGCCGUCGCCAUAUUCAGAUGGAUCAGAAGAUACGGCUCUCCGAAGAUGGUCCUGAAAUUGAAAUCGAGGAAGUUACCGGCCCUGUUGUUCACCGUCCUCGCCAGCUGCACAUUGAUCCACACGACAGGUCGAAUCUGGCACCCGACUGCUUACCUGUGGGCUUCCUUCCAGCCUUACCUGGUGCAGGUGACCUCCCCGGCAGGUCAGGGCCACGGCGGGCUGAAGGAUUCGUCAUCUGACGUGGAGUACGAUUAUUCGGAUGGGUCCUCUAAUCACGAAGUUAUUCCUAGGGCCAAGAAAUAUUCGGCGUACUGGCCAUCCCAACGAAACAGCCACCAUUGGUCUAGAAGAUUCGUCGAUGAUUCUCCGAUUCUGUACGUCCCCACUGAGAGAACUUUCCAGCCUUCCACCACCGAGGAGAGUUCUUUGUACGCGCCACUAGAGAAAUUAAAGAGCUUUCUGGGCCUACCAAAAUCAUUCGAGAGCCUUUUUGGUUCCUCUGUGAGCAAAGAAACGACACCCAGUCCAUUUCCAGAGUUCCAGAAGGUCAAUUAUUCAAAGGAGGAGCUGAAGGCUUUUCCUCCCGUCAGCAUCCCAAUGCAGGUCAGUGGUGAUGACGAAGACUACGCUUUCAGUAGUGUCAACGAAGACGUUGACACCGUCGACAUCAAACCGACUGCAAAGAACGUCACACCUUCAAAUGCUCGACUUCUGAUCUACAACAGAGUUCCUAAGUGCGGGUCGACUACUUUCAAUUCCAUUUUAGACAGGCAAGUUGAUUGCUCAGUCUGCAAUUACGAGGUUUUCCUUCGGUUACACCUUUCUAACCUUUCUACCUUCAAUUUUCCUUUCAGCGGUGAAUGGCCUCAUAGAUCCUGGCGCUUGGUCAUUGGCAAAAAUUUUAUAUUUCUUUCCUUCUCGCUCGACAGAAAGCAGCGAAGAACCAACGGGCCUCAAAGUCAGCUGGAAUUGACCCUAAAAUCUGAUUUCAGACUGUGUAAAAUAAACUUCUUGCGAUGUGAGCAUUCCACCAUUUACGACCAGCACUGGAUUGACACCGCCAGCAGGCGGAAGUUGCUGCAUCGCGCCAUGUACGGUCACAAGAUGAUUAGGUCUAAAAUCUUCGAGCGGCACAUUUAUUUUUUCAACGUCACAAGACUGGGCUUGCCGAGGGCGGCUUGGAUCAACCUGGUGAGAGAGCCCGUCUCUAGGUACAUAAGCAACUUCUAUUACAUAAGAAAAAGAUCCAGAUGGAACAGUACGAAACUACUCAAGAAACAAAAGUCUCCUCCGCCUUGGUGGUUUGACAUGAGUCUAGACGACUGCAUCGAGGUGGGACGACCAGAAUGCCACCCUUCCUCGUCACAGAUGAAUCUGCAGCUGACAUUCUUCUGCGGUCACCAUCCCGAAUGCAGAAAAGUAGGAAGUCGAUGGGCCCUCUACAGAGCUAAAAGACAUGCGGAGCAGUACUAUAGUGUGGUAGGAAUUCUCGAGGAAUUUACUCUUUCUCUGUCUGUUCUCGAAGGAUAUCUCCCGAGAUACUUUGGUAACGUCCACAAUAUACGACUCAGCUCAGGUGAGGUGAAGCUCAACACCAAUAAUUCUCCGUCCUCGACGAAGCGUGUAUCUGCAGCCACUCUAGAGACCCUCCAAAGCCUCCUGAAGGAAGACCUCGAGUUCUAUGAAUUCCUCCGGCAGCGCCUUCACCUCCAAGCCAUGGCUCUCGGCAUCUUGACCACCUGACCUAAUGAUUAGCUGCUGUGAUUUCAGCUUAGUGUAAAAAAUGCGCAACUUUUUUUUUUCGUCAAAAGGGAAAAAUUCUUUAUCUUUGCAUGGUAACUCGUUCAGAUAGAAUGUCUACCUCGUGAUAUCCUGAGCCUUCAUCUGUUGUUAUCAUAAAUGUUAUUUUAAGGAUGCGUUCACACUGCAGUAAAACAUGUUAUAAAAAAGCUUAGAUAACAUCGCACAAACAUCCCAAACAGGUUAAAUACAAAACGACGACUUACUGGUAAUCGUAACUAGUGCUUCUAUAUACUAGUCUAGGGGCUGGGGGAGGGCGGUCUGUGUGCAUGAGAGGCAGAGAGUUACUCUUCAGAUUUGAUAAAUUCAAGGUAGACUUCUGGGAAGGUGGGCCUUCUCUUGUAAUAGCCGUUUGAAAAUGACGCAUUUGCAUGAAAUUUUCUGCAGAAUCGCGUCUGAUGAAAAUUGAGUUUCCCUGUACCUCAUGUUCUAAUUUACCUAAAAUGAUGGUCCCACUGUCCAGAAAUAUAAUUUUGGGUCCAAGACAUUCAUUUAUAUCAUUAAAAAAUCAGAUAAACCAAUUCCAAGGGCUCAUUUCUGGUAUUCAAAGUCUUGCCGAAUCACAUUUCUAUGGUGAUUUACGCUCUAUGCCUAGUGUUCUGUGUGGAAUUUUAUAUUUGUGCUGUAAGAUUUCAAGUGAUUUACACUUUAAUUAGAAAACAAAGUCCCAGUCUAUCACGUGGACUGUAAUGAAAGAUCAGGCAAACACUUGUACAAUUUUCUUUGAACAUGAUAUACGUAACUCUCCCACUCAUCAUGCACACAGACACUCUCCCCCCCCCCCCUCAAACCUCCAGUCCCCAGACUAUAACGCUUUCCACUGGUUUGUGACAGCACGUGUUAAGUUUCCGACGUGCGUUGUUGACAUUUUGUACUGUAGCGUGAUGGUGAUGUGAAAGGGACCACUUAUAGAAUACUUAAGGAGAGUUCGGGAAUGGUCUUUUGGGAGCCGUUUUCUUUCAUUUCUUUGACUAAUGUCUGAUAUCGUUUACAGCUUUGCCGCUUGAUGUUGAUGAACAAAUUCUGUGUCUUUGCCCAGAAUUUGUUCAUCAACAUCUGAAUAACUGGGGAAGGAAAAGUUUGUGUAAGUCUGGACUUACUUCAAGCCAUCAAAGGGAAUUUUGUGCAUUUUCAUUUGGUGAGAACUUGAAAGCUCGUUAGAGUAGCUACUUAUAUUACCAUUAUUUUUAUUUCACAAGUUGUUUCAAAAAGCGCAUUUUUAUGAAUAUAGAGCUGUUGAAAAUGGUGA